Molecule: messenger RNA, 1722 nt
Organism: Hydatigera taeniaeformis
Lineage: Eukaryota; Metazoa; Platyhelminthes; Cestoda; Cyclophyllidea; Taeniidae
Source: the annotation of a GenBank genome assembly
ACAAAAUUCUACGUGAACUACGUCUAUCUCCAGUUCAAGUCUCCGCGACCGCACGCGAUGGUAAUCUAUAAGAAGGUGGAUGAUGAUGCGCCCUGGACACCGUGGGCCUACUUCUCUAGUAAUUGCUUAACUUACUUCAACAUGACCUACGAACCCAUGCCAACCUUCUUGAGACCUGACGACGUCAUCUGCCGCGAAGAAUACUCCACCCUUCAGCCUCUUUACGAUGGUGAAGUCAUCUUUUCUGUUAUCAACGGCCGACCAGGCACGGAUGACUUCUUCCAUAACCCUAUACUUCAGGCAUGGAGCACGGCUAGUCAAAUUAAGGUGGAACUGCAGAAGAUGCACACAUUCGGUGAUGAAGCUAAUGCCGAAAGAGACACUCUCUUAACUUACUACUUUGCGAUUCGCAAAUUUACUGUCGGUGGUCGAUGCAUGUGCAAUGGUCACGGUAACGACUGUCGUCCCGUGGGAAGUUAUGGUUCAAACCCCAAGUUGGUGUGUGUCUGCGAUCCUGCCCAUCACACCGCCGGGGACAACUGUGAGAGGUGCGCCCCAGGCUAUGUAGACGUGCCCUGGCAGCCGGCUACCCCUGACAAUGCUUACGCUUGCAAAGUCUGCGAGUGCAAUGGCAACUCGGAACACUGCGAAUUUGAUGAGAGCGAAUACCAAGCGACCGGAUCGGGUGGGAUCUGUAUUGGCUGCGGCAACAACACGAUGGGAAAGCACUGUGAGACUUGUCUUCCGGGCCACUACCCCGAUCCCGAUCGGCCCUCUGUCUGCCUUCCAUGCAGUUGCGAUCCUACAGGAACGCUAGAGGGUGGAGAGUAUAAGUGCUCCUCCGACGGGCAGUGCAAAUGCAAGCCAGGUGUUGGGGGGAAACGCUGUGACCACUGCCUUCCCGACCACCAUUCAUUCACCUCUAGUGGUUGUCAACCUUGUGAUUGUAACGCUGGCGGGAGCUUAAACAAUCAACCUUAUUGCGAUCCCUACACGGGUGACUGCAAUUGCAAAGACAAUGUGAUCGGCAGGAAAUGUGAUAGGUGUAAACCUGGUACAUUUGGAAUGAUGGACAACGAUCCCCUCGGUUGCAAAAAGUGUUUCUGCAGUGGACACUCAUCAGAUUGUACACUGGGACGCGAGAUUAGUGGAGAUGUUGUAUUGAUGGAAGAGAACGAACUUAAAGAAUAUGAAGCCGAGAGGAAAGUCAUUUUCAGCUGUCCUAAUGGGACAAGUCCCUGCUCUGUCUGCUUUAAGCAAGUGUGGCUUGAUCCUCAAGAAGAAUUUCGGAAGGAAAUCUGCCAAUGCCCUCAAGGUUACACCGGUUCAAGUUGUGAACAGUGUGUACAGGGCUAUCGGCGUGAGCCAAUCGGUGGUCCCACAACAGCUAUAUGCAUUCCCUGUACCUGCAACAAUAACUCCAAAAUCUGCGACCCUGAAACAGGUAAAUGCGAAUGCGAGCAUAAUACUGGCGGCCUCUUCUGUGAUCGCUGCGCUGAUGGUUACUACGGUAAUGCGUCCGCUCCCCCCGGUACCAAAGAUGCUUGCAAACCCUGUCCUUGUCCCCAAGGUGCCAAGUGCGUGGAAACAUUUCUCCCUCUGGACAAGCACGUCGUAGUUUGUGUCGACUGUCCAAAUAAUAUGACAGACAUGGAAUUUGCAUUUGGAUUCACUUUUGUCAAUGCACCUUCGAACAUGGGCUGGGGUAUUUUCCCUCCUUAA